Messenger RNA from Symbiodinium natans, 375 nucleotides. NCBI's taxonomy places the organism in Eukaryota, Dinophyceae, Suessiales, Symbiodiniaceae. The record is from the annotation of a GenBank genome assembly.
AUGGGCAACCAGCUCUGCACAGCGACAGAGGUGAGAGACGUGCUGACCGAUGUCACCAGCCUCCAAGAGAUGAAGAAGAAGGGCCCCAGCAGCACGGAGUGGACGGUGCUGCUACGCAAGUCUCCAGGCUCUUCCUUGGGGAUGGACGUGGAUCUCUUCGAAGGCACAGCUUUGAUCGUGUAUGUGGUCUGUGCCACCGGCCUCCUGGCAGACUGGAAUGCGGCCAAUCCCAGCAAGGUGGUCCAGAAGGGAGACCGCAUUCUGGAGGUCAAUGGAAAGCGAGGGGAUGCCUGGGCCAUGGCACAUGCAUGCAUUGACGAUGCAGAGCUCAAGAUGGUUGUGCAGAGAGUGGGCAACUGCACACUCAAGUUCUGA